Molecule: messenger RNA, 4146 nt
Organism: Trichomonas vaginalis G3
Lineage: Eukaryota; Parabasalia; Trichomonadida; Trichomonadidae
Product: ubiquitin protein ligase protein
Exons: 1
Coding region: 1-4146 (1381 amino acids)
Molecular function (GO): ubiquitin-protein transferase activity
Source: RefSeq, a predicted model, not a curated record
AUGUGUUUCGCAAAUGAAGUUGAUCCAUUUUAUGAAUUGGCUACACUAGAAAACCGCAAACCUGAUGCUAUUUUCAAUCAAAUGCUUGAUUUGGAAGAAUAUGAAUUGAACAUUUUUGACGAUAAAUUGUUUGAAUUCAGAAAAAGAUUUGUUCAUUAUUUUGCACCAACACUGUAUAAGAAAUUUAAUGAAAGAGCUGUUAAUGAAUUGUUUUAUUUAUAUAUGAAGAUAUUCUGGAUUUCUGGUUUCGCUGAUUUGAUUAUAGAAGAUUUUGAAUGUUUUCAAAAGAAAAAAGAAAAUGGAAAUAAAAAUCAAAUCGUUGAAGUCUUGAAAUCGACAAAGCCUUUGUUGUCAUUAGUUUAUCAAGUUUGUCAGAACAGAGAUAAAGACUUUGUAGCUGAAUUAGCAAAUAUAAAUGAAAAUGCUAAAGAAUUCACUACAAAACAACCACCAAAGAAACACAACAAAGAAAUUGUAAAAAUGGCAGUUGAUUACAUCAAAUCAAAUCAACAAAACCUUAGUUCAAUUAAAAGUGAUUCAUGUGAAAUCAUCACAAUAAAACUGGAUACAAAGACAGCAACAGAACAAAUCUUGGAUUUACUAAGUGCAAGAUAUAAUUCUUUGGCAAGAACUUUUGCAAUUGAUUUGGAUUUCGGGAAAGAUUUAGAUUUAGAUGAUUUCUUUGAUAUAUUAAUGGAUUCUGAUGAUCAAAUGCAGAAAUUAAUUGCUUUGAAGUUUUUAAAUGAUAGAACUAAAAAACAACUCCAAAAAAUCUCAAAUAAUUUCAUUUCCCAAAAUUCAAAAAUUCUUAAAAAUAUAGGAAUUGUUGCAAUGUCAACUUUCGACAAAAAACAAGCUUUACAAGUUUUAUCUGAACUAACAAAACCUGAGAAACAAAAAGAUCUUUCUUUCGUUGACCAAUUAAAGUUCAUUUAUAAUUCUGCUGUUGAAAUUGACCAAAAAGUGACAGAUGAAGUGUCAAAAUAUGUUGACAAAAUUAGGUCUGAUCCGAAAUUAAUACAAAAUUGUAUUGAUUCUAUCAAUGAUUUGGAUAGUACUUCUUUGGGAGCAAUGAUUUGUUUGGGAGCAGAAAUUUUUGACACGGCAGUUACCAGUUUUUGUAAAGUUAACAAUGAUAUCAUUCAAAUUUCGAAGUUGAAUCAAAGACAGAAUUACAAACCGUCUUUCAGAAUUGAUAAACCGAAAUUUGACAUUUCCGAUCAACUUUUGAAUGGUUUACAAACAAUUACAAACAAAAUGGAUUUGCUAACAAAUGAACCACUUUCUCUUCUCCAAAAUAUGAUUAUCUGUUCAUUUAUUUCUUAUAUUGAUAGUUCAGGAAAAAGACAGAAUGAUAUCAGACAAAAAAUCCAAAAUUUGUACAGAAAUGUUGUAGAUAUUAACUCAGCGAAAGAUGUAACGAUGGCUCCAGACGAAAUGUUCAGAAAGAUAAGAGAAAUGAAGAGGUUACUGAAUGUCAAAUCAUCAGUAGUCAAAUUUAUUCCAAUAAAUAUAAGUUUGGCAUCGAGAACAAAUAAAUCAUCUGUUUUCUCAAUAUUCCCAACACUUAUACAGCCAAACAAAGCGUUUAAGUUCGUUUUGAAACCGAAAAAUACAUUGAAAUACAUUGGUUUGAUUGAUAUAAAUUACAAUGUUUGUUUCUUGUCUGUUUUCAACAAAUACAUUUUCCUCAAAAACAAAUACUUUAAAUUCAUUGGAGAUUCUUUCAAUUUCACUUUGUCUUUCAACAAAUCGAAAGCGUAUUUCAAUGACGUUGAAGUGCAAACAGAUUUGUUUGAUCCUUGUUUCGUGUUCCAUUUAACUGUCGCUGAUGAUAACUCUGUAAAUUACCAAAUUGUUGAUUUCAAUCAAACAAAAUUUGUCAAACCGAAACUGUUCGACCACAACUUCGAUUUGUCAGUUUUGUUCCCUAAAAAAUGUUUGGGAAUGAAUGUAAAAAUCGACGGUUAUGACAAUGCAUUCAUUUCUGACAUAAAAAGUGACAAUUUAUAUGAAGUCACUGCCAGUUCAAAUUCCAAGAUUGAUAUUCUCAAUUUGAGCUGCUACAAGUUGAUGCCACAAGACACAGAUUUGGAAGAUAUCCUCACAAGAAGUUCAUUUGCAACAAAAAUUGGUUUCAACGCUGAAGAAAACAGAAAUCAAUUUAUUGAUUUGGCAAAAAGUGCUUCAUUAAGUUUACUUAAGCCUAUUGUUUCCAAGAAUCUCUCUGAUGUACUUGUUCCUCAACUCAUUAGAUUAGAUUUGAACACAGACAUCAAUUCCCAAGAAGUUAAAGAACUGGUUAAAAUUUUCCAGCCGAAAAUUAACGAAGUUACUGAAAAAAUCAACAACAAAUUGAGAGAAAAUGAACAAAAUCCAAACAUUAGGAAUGAAUCAGACUACAGAAGGCUCAUGAAUAAUCCAAACAACUCUAUACAAUUGGCUUAUUACAAUUGGUGGAGGAUUUUCGACAGAAAUCAUUCAACAAUCAUCAAAUAUUUCUUGAAUUUCAAGAAAUCAAGUGAUUAUUUGUUGAAACACUAUUUAACACAUUAUAAUUUCGAGAAUGUUAAUUAUAUUGACUUCUUGAAUUUCUUUGAAAGAUCUUUCUUUAAUAAUCAACAAAACUUAACUUUAGUUAAUCUCGAAAUUCGUCAAAAAAUUGUUGAUGACGUCGAAAAACUACUUAAUGAAAGAAGUGACAUUUUCUUCAAUGUUCAAAACCAUUCUUUGCUUAUAAAGAACAUUUGUGAACAAGAGUUUACUAAAAUGCUUCAACACAAGGAAUCAAUUACUUCUAAUAGUUUCAAAGCUAUAUUUUUAUAUUCAAACAUCAAACAAAGCAAAAUGAGAAAUAUCCAACAAAACUUUGUCUCAGUUUAUCCUUGUGAAGUUUUGUCUACAAACGGCAGUGAAUUCCUUUUGCAGCCAAAUCAGCAAAGAAACGAUGUUAGCCUGUUCUCUUAUUCAUUCAACAAAAACAAUGUUUCAGAUGAAUGGAAACAGUUUAAACAAAUACAAGACUUGAAGCCAUUGUAUCAAACAAUUGCAGAAUCAAGAGUUUAUCAUGUUCCUUUGCAAAAUUGCAAUUUUAACUCAAUAAGUAUUUAUUUGAUUGAUGUUUUAUUCGCUCAUCCUGGCUUCGAAAUUCCUUCAUGGACAAUUCAAAUUAACGAGAAAAUAAAUGCAGUUUUUAAUUCAUUCCGUUAUCCAUGUGUACCAAAUCCACAAUACGAUACUGGAGAAACAUGGCCUAUAAUAGAGUACAAUCAAAUUGUUCCACAAACUCCUGAGCAAUGUUUUAUUUAUUCAUUCAUGAAAAUAAGAAGUCAAUACAAAACAAUGUGUUCAAAAAAUAGAUUCUACACUUGUGUUUGUUGGGAUUUAUCCAAAGGAUAUAACAUUGUUGAUGCUGGUGGUCCAUUUAGAGAAUCAUUGACAUCAAUGGUUGAAGAAUUGAUGGAUAUUAGAUUUAGAUUCUUUAUUCCACCUCCUGAUUCUUUAAUUUGCGAAAGAGAUUCGAAAGUUCCAUCAAUAACACAAAGUCCAGAAUUAUCAGUUGCUAUUGGUGCUGCAAUUGCUGCUUGCGCAAUAACUAAUAACCCAAGAAAUUGGUUAUUACCUGAAUUCUUAUGGGAUUUUCUUGUUGAUAAUACUGGAAGAAAUUUACAUACAUUUGUUGAUUGUACUGAUCCAAAUUACUUCAACAGUUUAGCAGCCGUUUGCGCUAGAAUUAAAGAAGGAUUUGAUUUGGUUUUCUAUCCAAAUGCAAGGAAUGGAUUAUGCGGAUAUAUUCUCAAAGUUAUGGCUAUGGGAUAUCAAGUCGACGUUGAUAAAUUUGCUGAUAUGUUAGUAUGCGAAGAUAAGGAAUUACUCGUUUGUUUCAGACAUGCAUUUGGCUUGAUGACAACUCAAGAGUUGUUGACUAUUUUCAGAUUCUUCACUGGAACAAAUAGACUUCCUAAUUCAGAUAAAAAGUAUAAAAUUAUUCUUGUUCAAGCAAAUGAAACAAAUGAAAAUAAUUUUCCACUCAUUUGGGCAUUUACUUGCACAUGUGAAGCAAAUGUUGCCAGAUUUAGAAAUCCUGCAAUUUUGAAAGCAAAAUUAUUGAAGAGUGCAGAAUACUGUCAAAAUAUUGAAGAUUAA